Pestalotiopsis fici W106-1 is the source of this 582-nucleotide messenger RNA. Its product is annotated as NEDD8-conjugating enzyme Ubc12. NCBI's taxonomy places the organism in Eukaryota, Fungi, Ascomycota, Sordariomycetes, Amphisphaeriales, Sporocadaceae. The coding region runs from base 1 to 582 and encodes 193 amino acids. The record is from RefSeq and is a predicted model, not a curated record. The transcript has 3 exons.
AUGUUGAAGAUCUGGUCUAUGAAAAAGGAGCAGCAAAAGGCUGACAACGCCGAUGCGCUGAGCGGCAAGAAGAGGAAGGUCAAGGCUGCUGAGCUGCGAGUUCACAAGGAUCUGGCCGAGUUGUCGUUACCCAAGACCAUGAAACUCGAGUAUGCCGACCCCGACGACAUUCUGAACUUCAAGGUCAUCAUCACACCUGACGUCGGCUACUAUGUUGGCGGCCAGUUCUCCUUUGACGUUGCCGUUCCCCAGUCCUACCCUCACGAGCCGCCCAAAGUCCGUUGCGAACCGACCAUCUACCACCCCAACAUUGACCUGGAAGGCAAGGUGUGCCUGAACAUCCUGCGAGAAGAAUGGAAGCCUGUCCUCAACCUCAACGCCGUCUUCAUUGGCCUCCAGUUCCUCUUCGACCAUCCCAACGAGCUGGACCCUCUCAACAAGGAUGCCGCCAAAGAUUUGUCGGACAGUAAAAGGAAUGAGAGCUCGCGCCGCGGCAAGACCAGCUUCGAACAGAAUGUAGCGACCUCAAUGAGUGGCGGCAAGUUUGGGGGAGUCGAAUACACGCGAGUCUUGAUCGAUUAG